This is a messenger RNA of Nannizzia gypsea CBS 118893, 723 nucleotides long. RefSeq lists its product as hypothetical. Bases 1 to 723 code for a protein of 240 amino acids. NCBI's taxonomy places the organism in Eukaryota, Fungi, Ascomycota, Eurotiomycetes, Onygenales, Arthrodermataceae. The transcript is spliced from 2 exons. The record is from RefSeq and is a predicted model, not a curated record.
AUGUUCAACAUCUCGCACACAGCCCUUCGCAUGGCUAGGGGAUUUCCCGGGUGGGCUCCCUUCUAUCCCAAGGGAACGCAGAGAGUCCGUGAAACCGAAGAUUCAGAGUCUUCUUCUUAUUCCUCGGAGAAUACCAAUAUGGCUUACGGAUAUCUACCAGACAUAGGCUACUGUGAGUCUACCUGGACUCCUCAGCAGACAGCUGAUUCAGAUGACGAGGAAGGGGACAAAGAAGAAGACAACGGCUCGGUCCAGUCCGUCAAUUACUCUCCUUCUCCUGGACUGGAGCAGCCUGAAUUCGGCCCUUUAUCACUUUCCUCCCUCUCACUUCCGCAUAGUCCAACUUACUCGAGCUCGCUGUAUUCCCUAUCCUCCUCUGAAGCAUCUAACGGCAACAAUAACAAUAUAGACUUUAAGCUAGAAGACGAGGAGGAAAACGGAGAUAAAGACUCGAUCAUAUAUCCUAGCAUCGAAACAGAUGAUCCAACAGAGCCGCCGACUACCCAGCCAGAGAUAGACUCGGAUGAUACCCUUACUGAUCCGGACGGAGAGGACUCGGCAUCUAUAACCGGUGGCAGUGACGAUAGUGUACGACGCACCAAUAGGCCUGUCAACCAUCAGUUCUUCUACCUUCAUCAUCGAGUGACUAAACGAACUGGCACUGGUAGUGUUGUGCCGGAGGGUAGCAAGCGUAUUAAGGUUGAGGAGCCGGAAGUAGAAUAA